Messenger RNA from Sciurus carolinensis (gray squirrel), 2517 nucleotides. RefSeq names its product zinc finger protein 501-like. The coding region runs from base 97 to 1665 and encodes 522 amino acids. The record is from RefSeq and is a predicted model, not a curated record. Gene Ontology annotation, molecular function: DNA-binding transcription factor activity, RNA polymerase II-specific; RNA polymerase II cis-regulatory region sequence-specific DNA binding. NCBI's taxonomy places the organism in Eukaryota, Metazoa, Chordata, Mammalia, Rodentia, Sciuridae. The transcript is spliced from 5 exons. Gene Ontology annotation, biological process: regulation of transcription by RNA polymerase II.
GGGACUUCCGGCAUUGUUCUUGUGGCGGUCAUCUUGGUGACCCUCAGGUGUCCCACCUGAUGGGAUUCUACGUUGUCUCUGCCGCCCAAGGUUUCCAUGGCUUCAGAAACAAAGAGUCAUGCACAAGACAGUAUGACUUUUGGGGAUGUGGCUGUGGACUUUUCCUGGGAGGAGUGGAAGCUUCUCGAUGAGACUCAGAGACUCCUGUACCGAGAUGUGAUGCUGGAGAACUUUGCCCUCGUGGCCUCACUGGGACUUGCAUCUUCCCAGAUUCGUGUACUUGUCCAGCUGGAGCUGGGGGAACAGACCUGGGUGCCUGAUGGGGCAGCCUUGAUGCCCGCCACAGCAGGAGGGCCCUGGUGGGGAACUGGCUCUGGUUCUUGGUUUCGAGUGGAAGAUGAGGAGGCACCUUCUCAAGGAGGGUCACAGGCUUGGGCUCCCAGGGCCACUUCAACCAUCCUGAGAGCCUACCCUUGUGGAAUGUGUGGCCCAGUCAUGAAAGACAUUUUGCUGCUGACUGAGCAGCAGGGAAUAAAUCCCAAGCACAAAAUGCAUACCUGCGGGGCAUGUGGGAGACAAUUUUGGCUUAGUAUAAGUAUCCCCCAGAAGCAGCAAAGUGGGAAGAAACAACUAAGAGGGGAUAAUGACAGGGCUUUGGAUGUUAAAAAUGGUCGAGUCCACAUGCCAGAGAUUCCUUUUACAUGUGAGGAUGGUGGGAAGGACUUCCUACCCAGGUCAUGCCUUCUGCAGCAUCAGAUCACUCACACCAUGGAGAAUUUACCCAUAAGCCCUGAGUGCAUGAAGGCUUGUCACACUGGAGAAAAACAUUACAGGUGUAGUGGAUUUGGGAAAUCUUUCGGCUUUGCACACAGUUUUCAUCAACACCAGAAAAUUCACACUGGAGACAAGUCUCAUGAGUGUAGUGAAUGUGGUAAAUCCUUUAGACGGAAAUGCAGACUUGUUCAGCAUCAGAAAAUCCACAAUAGAGAAAGAACUUAUGAAUGCAGUGAAUGUGGGAAGUCUUUUCGACAAAGCUAUGGUCUUAUUCAACAUCAGAGAGUUCACACAGGGGUAAAACCUUACAAGUGUAGUGAAUGUGGGAACUUUUUUAGCUGUAAAACCACAGUAGUUCGGCACCAGAGAAUUCACACUGGAGAAAGGCCUUAUGAAUGUAGUGAAUGUGGGAAAUCCUUCAGACAAAGAUCUGGCCUCAUUGGACACCAGAGAGUUCACACUGGGGCAAAACCUUACCAGUGUAAUGAAUGUGGAAAAUUCUUUAGUCGCAAAAUCACACUUGUUCGGCAUCAGAGAAUCCACACUGGAGAAAGACCCUAUAGGUGCACUGAGUGUGGGAAGUUCUUCAUCCAAAGCUCUGGCCUUAUUUCACACCAGAGAGUUCACACUGGUGAAAAGCCAUAUGAGUGCUCUGAGUGUGGGAAAUGUUUUAGCCAUAGAUCCAGCCUCAAUUUACAUCAGAGGGUUCAUACUGGUGAAAGGCCUUAUGAAUGCAGAGAAUGUGGGAAAGCCUUCAGUCUUAAAUUUACACUUGUUAGACACCAGCAAAUUCAUAAUGAAGAGAGGCCUUACGAAUGUAGUGAAUGUAGGAAAUUGUUUACCCACAAGUCCGGUCUUGUAAAACAUCAAAGAAACCAUGUUGGAGAAUAACCUUAAGCCAAUGGCUUUUUCUCCUGUGGUACCAGAGAGUUUACCCUAGAGAAAGGCCCUGGAGUGCAAGUAGCAUCCUCUUUGGUCAACCAUGAUGACCCCAGAGAAGCUCUUGAGAGCAACCCUUGUGAAGAAGGCAUUGGUCACAAGUCAGAUCUCAUUUGGACAUUCACACUGGAGAGAUUCUCUAAGAGAUGUGUGGGAAGCUUUCAGGAGCUGCGCUUUCUAACCUGCCCAAAGUCCUUUCCUGAGCAUGUCGCUGCCAGUACCUGUGACCGAAGCCAUUACAUGUCUGGCAGCUUGCUAGUGUAUUUCAGGUUAUACAGUGUGCACAGGGGAGGCAGACUUCUGCUCUCCCCUUCCCUGGAGGAGAUCAUGAGUAGUGUGAGGUCAUUGAAUUCUACAUAAUUACAAGGACUUCUUGGAUGUGAUUAGUAGAGUUGUGGUCAAUAAACUCAACAUCACCAUCUGAAUGUGCAGAAAUGCUUGGGUCACUCUCUGUGGGGGAAAAGGGUAGACUGAGAGUCUCGGGUCUUCAGAUUUAGUUUCUCCUGUAGACCUGGUCACUGGGCGAGCAGGUGAUCUAAACGUUGUUAGGACCAUUGAGGCUGUUUGGGCGGAUCACCUGAAGCUCUUUGUUACACAGGCAAGAAGGAGAGACAGAGGAGAGAGAUUAUGAUCCAGUCAUAUGACUUCUGACUCACUCACAGCCUUUUUUACUCAGCAGUCUGCUCCCAUUGAGGCAGUGUUAUCAUUUUGAAAGGGUGAAGAUAGUUAUGGUGAAAUCAGUCUGGGUUUGCCAAGUCUGAUUUUUCAAGAGAAGCAGGAGGUCCAUAUUUUUGUGUUAAACUA